Messenger RNA from Mercenaria mercenaria, 783 nucleotides. Its product is annotated as luc7-like protein 3. NCBI's taxonomy places the organism in Eukaryota, Metazoa, Mollusca, Bivalvia, Venerida, Veneridae. The record is from RefSeq and is a predicted model, not a curated record. The transcript has a single exon. Bases 1 to 783 code for a protein of 260 amino acids.
AUGGAGGUUGAGAGAAGUUUGUCAGUGAACACUAGUGUAGUGACUAAGGACAGAGUUGCCUUGGGUGAGAAAACUGUUACUGCCAUCAGAACUGUGAAGGACAUAGUUAAGUUCAGUGAUCCUGUAGAUGAACAACCUCACAAAAUACCAUUAAACAGUGAAAUACUUCUGGCAGCAAAAAUGGCCCAUAACAAGUAUAAACAGAGGAUUGAGACAGAAAAAGAAGAAAGAGAGAAAAAGAAACAGGAGAGAGAGAAAGAAAGGCUUGAAAAGAAAAGACUGGAAGAACUUGCAACAGAAGAGAAGAAUAAGACCUCCUUCAUGCUUAAAAAAGAAAUGGAGAUUCAGACAAGGUUGACUGAAGCAGAGGAACUGUUAAAAGAUGGGAACAAAAAGCUUUCUAAAGCUGUUGAAAGUAGUGACAUGAAAGGUGCUUCUGUAGCACAAAUGAUGAUAGCAACAGCCACAUCAAAGAUAGAGGGUAUAAGAAAGGAAAUGGACAGGGUACGUGAAAACCAAAGGGAAGUUGAACAGCAAAAGAGACAGUUACUGGUUAACAGACUAGAUAAGUGCAGUUCUAAAUCAUCAAACAAAGGAAAGAAACAAGAAUCAGCCAUAUCAAGUUCCAAAAGCUCUGCCACUGCUUCAACAAGAACUUCAAAAUCUGAACCAGACAAGCAAGCUGCCUCUUCUUCCAAGUCAAGUCCUUCAUCAGAAAAGCAUUCAUCCAAGAGAAAGAAUGAAGAUAAAGAAACAGAUGCCAAGAAAUCCAAGAAGGUCUAA